Messenger RNA from Nerophis lumbriciformis (worm pipefish), 2668 nucleotides. RefSeq names its product secretory carrier-associated membrane protein 1-like. Gene Ontology annotation, cellular component: recycling endosome membrane; trans-Golgi network membrane. Gene Ontology annotation, biological process: protein transport. Lineage: Eukaryota; Metazoa; Chordata; Actinopteri; Syngnathiformes; Syngnathidae. The record is from RefSeq and is a predicted model, not a curated record.
UGUGUGUGUGUGUGUGUGUGUGUACCACCGGCUAAGCUAACAGGCUAGCAGCGGAGGGUUCUCCAUCAGCGGGCGGCGGAAAAGACCGCAGGCGGCAGAGAGGAGAAGCUUGCUACCGAGGGACCGAACCUUGUCAAGCUGACGCCUAAACACUGGGAGCAGUGACCCGUUUGGCCGCAAAAUGUCCGAUUUCGACAGCAACCCGUUCGCAGACCCGGACUUCAACAACCCGUUCCAGGAUCCCUCGGUGACACAGGUGACCCGGUCUGCCCCUCCUGGUGGUCUCGAGGAGUACAACCCCUUCACAGAUGCCAGAACGGCCGCCCCUGGAAAUGCCCCCAAAUCUAACCCAGCACCUGCCCAGAACACACAGCCUGCCAUCAUGAAGCCCACAGAAGAGCCCCCAGCUUACUCGCAGCAACAAACACAGGACCAGGCACGUGCUCAGGCAGAGUUGCUGAGAAGGCAGGAAGAGCUGGAGAAGAAAGCAGCCGAGCUUGACCGCAGGGAGCGAGAGCUGCAGUCUCACGGAGGUGCGGGUCGUAAGAACAACUGGCCUCCGCUCCCUCAGAAGUUCCCUGUCGGGCCGUGUUUCUACCACGACAUUGCAGUGGACAUACCCAUCGAGUUCCAGAAAACGGUUAAGAUCAUGUACAACCUCUGGAUGUUCCAUGCAGGCACGCUCUUUGUCAACAUGUUCGGCUGUCUGGCCUGGUUCUGUGUGGAUCCAACCCACGGUGUGGACUUUGGUCUUGCCCUGCUGUGGUUUCUGCUCUUUACACCAUGUUCCUUUGUCUGCUGGUACAGACCGCUUUAUGGGGCUUUCAGGAGCGACAGCUCUUUCCGCUUCUUCGUCUUCUUCUUCGUCUACAUCUGCCAGUUUGGAGUUCACGUGCUACAAACCAUCGGCAUCACUGGGUGGGGCACAUGUGGCUGGAUCACGGCUCUAAUGGGUCUGAACACCAGCAUCCCAGUGGGCAUCAUCAUGUUGCUCAUCGCUGCACUCUUCACCACACUAUCUGUGGGCUCGCUCAUCAUGUUUAAAAAGGUGCACGCACUGUAUCGAACCACCGGUGCCAGUUUUGAGAAGGCUCAGCAGGAGUUCGCCACGGGCGUCAUGUCCAACAAGACGGUCCAGACUGCGGCCGCCAACGCUGCGGCCAACGCCGCGUCCAACGCCGCCCGCGGGGCCUUCAAAGCCCAUCCAUAAGCACACUCACACACACACGCCCAUCAGCCAACUCACUCACACACACUGCGGAUGCACAACUCCGGCCCCGUGAAAUCACCCGAUUUGCUAAUGUUGCUACGCUAACAUUGAUUGGCUCUUGUGCAUCCUCACCCAAAGUCCGAACUUUAAACGGCACAUUACCUGCCUCGUGUGCCCAAAACGUCCCCUCAAACGAAGUCACGCUUCACCAUGUCGCGCACUGCUGCAACCCCCCAAAAUGAUCCCCUUUUCACUCAUCAUGGUAGCUAAUCCAGUCAGAGAGAAGUGAUCUGCAUGUCCAUCGGUUGCUUAGUGAAUGGAGGGAUGAACGUGUGUGUGUGUGUGUGUGUGUGUGUGUGUGUGUGUGUGUGUGUGUGUGUGUGUGUGUGUGUGUGUGUUACAAUCAUAUGUCUUUGUAGAUCGUCACAAAAACUAAAGCUGCUAAGAAUCUGGACGUGGCCUCUUGCUAGUUUGUGGUUCCUUUGCGAUUGAUAAACAAAUGUGAAAUGGUCAUAAAGUACCAAAAAAAAAGUGUUAAAUGACUGGAAUAUGACCGGUAGUUGGCUUUUUGUGGCCCCAUUCGGUCUUUAAUAUUGCUCGGGUUUGAAUUUAUGAGGCACUAGUUAUUGAAAAUAUCAACAGUGUGUAUUUCAACUUUCUGAUCAUGUGGCGCCCUCUAGUGGUUAUGGCCCUAAACAACCGCAUAGUGUUUAUGCCCAGAUGACCGAUAACACAGAGGACCUCCAGACAAUGGCAGUGUUAAAGUGUUAAACUACUACACCCCCUAGUGGUGAGGAGUGUGCACGACCGACGGGGAAAGACUGGAGUUUAAAUGUUGGACUGAAAUAAACGCCUGCAAGUGUUGAUCGCUAACCCUGACUAAACUAACCACAGUAUUUCUUCUUUUUUGGAAUUUUUGUUAGCACAUUUUUUUUGGUUUUUAUGUUAGUUGUUCUAAUUUAUGGCAUAUUUUAAGUUGUAUUUUACAAGGUGUAUUAUUAUGUGUGGCAAGGAAGCUUUGAAUGAUUUGUGUGAAAGAUUCCAAAACAGACACACACACAAAAAAAAUCCCUCAAGUGUUAUUCUACUGUAAAUCCUCAAAAGCUGUGAGUAAUCUACCAAAUGUCCAUUUAGAAUUUUUUCUAAAUUUUGUGAUGUUAUAUUAUUACAUUACUUUUCCUGCCUAACAUGAGAGUUGCCCUCUCUUGUGUUUUGCAGGCGGGUCAACACUCCAGAAUGUUCCUGACCUGUCACCAUUUGUUAGUUCACUGAAUGAAAGACCUCACCCUAAUUUAAGAGGAAUACUGUACUUGUAUAUUUUGUAAAGAUGAUCAUUUGAUGCCCUUUAUGGAGUCGCGUGUAAAAAAGAACAUUUAAUGCACUCUUGUCUGGCCUUUGUCGCAUGUGAAAUAGUUUUCAGUUUUGUAUAUUUAUGGUAUUAACAUGGAAUAAAGAUUU